CCUUAACGGAGGAUAAGAGAAAUGAGAGGCGGCCGCCGGUGGCGGUGCCAAAGAACUUAUUAGACAACUUCGAGAUGCUCAUUUUGUCUUUUCUGUUAUAUUAGUAUUUACAUUUUACAUACAAAAUAAUAACACUUCGUUCCAGCAUUCAGAAAUUUGGUUUUUUUUUUUCUUUCCCUGAGUUCAUCAAUGUCGAGUGUUGAAGGAAAGCUGAAGCUCUAUUCCUAUUGGAGAAGCUCCUGCUCCUGUCGUGUCCGUAUUGCACUCAAUCUCAAAGGUAUCAGUUACCAAUAUAUACCCGUUAACUUGGUCAAGGGGGAACAAUUCACUCCUGAGUUCUUGAAGCUUAAUCCUAUUGGCUAUGUUCCUGUGCUUGUUGAUGGAGAUAUUGUUAUUUCCGAUUCUUUUGCUAUCUUGAUGUAUCUUGAAGAUAAGUAUCCUCAGCAUCCGUUGUUGCCUUCUGAUCUUCAGAAAAAAGCCAUCAGUAUUCAGGCUGCAAAUAUUGUUUCCUCAAGCAUACAACCUCUUCAGAAUCUAGCUGUCCUAAAAUUUAUAGAGGAAAAAGUUGGUCCUGAUCAGAAAGUUCCUUGGGUUCAAUUUCAUAUUGAAAAAGGCUUUACAGCUCUUGAGAAGCUGCUGAAAGACCAUGCUGGAAAAUAUGCUACGGGAGAUGAAGUUUCUCUGGCAGAUGUGUUUCUAGAACCGCAGAUUCAUGCAGCAAUUAAUAGGUUUGAUGUUGACAUGAACAAGUUCCCUCUUCUGCUGAGGUUGCACGAGGCAUACAAUGAGCUACCAGCUUUUCAGAAUGGUAUGCCAGAUAAGCAGCCAGAUGCCCCUUCAUCCAGCUCCAGUUAAACCAAUAAUAGGUGCUGGAAGUAAAGCAUGCAGCUCAGCUGUUAUCACUAGCCAGCAUUGUGGCAAAAAUGAAUGGCCGGGACAACAUUUGUAAGUAACUUUUGUAUUAAUAAAAUGAGUAGCUCUCUUUUAUUGAGUGAUUACACCACUAAAAUAUGCUUGUUGUCGCAGUUAUAUAAACUUUUUUAUAUUCUAUAGCGUUGUACAAGAGGAUUUUAAGGAAGUUAGUGUAUUAUUGUAUUUGGAUGCCAAGUCUUAAGCAAAGGUUCUUCAAGAAGAGCAGGAAAAAUAUAAGGCGUGAUUAUUUUGAA
This is a messenger RNA of Ricinus communis (castor bean), 1166 nucleotides long. RefSeq names its product glutathione S-transferase zeta class. The coding region runs from base 190 to 855 and encodes 221 amino acids. NCBI's taxonomy places the organism in Eukaryota, Viridiplantae, Streptophyta, Magnoliopsida, Malpighiales, Euphorbiaceae. The record is from RefSeq and is a predicted model, not a curated record. Gene Ontology annotation, cellular component: cytoplasm. Gene Ontology annotation, molecular function: maleylacetoacetate isomerase activity; glutathione transferase activity. The transcript has 11 exons. Gene Ontology annotation, biological process: L-phenylalanine catabolic process; glutathione metabolic process.